AUGUGGCUCCUCAACACCACCACCUACGAGCUCCAUAUGUUUGGCGCCAAUGUCCCCCCAUACGCCAUCCUCUCCCACACUUGGGGCGCCGACGAGGUGACAUUUCAAGACAUCCAAAAGGAAAACCUCCCCCAGGCGCGGACUAAGGCCGGCUUCUUCAAGAUCCAGGGCACCUGCAUCCAGGCCCUCCGUCACAACAUCAGCUGGGCAUGGAUCGACUCGUGCUGCAUCGAUAAGACCUCGUCCGCUGAGCUCUCAGAGGCCAUCAACUCAAUGUACUCGUAUUACCUCCUUUCCCGCGUCUGCUUCGUCUACCUCUCCGACGUCCCCUCGCCGUCCGCCUCCACGCCCAUGGGCGAGAUGCCCGCCCUUGCCCAGUCUAAAUGGUUCACCCGCGGUUGGACCCUGCAAGAGCUCAUCGCGCCACGUCGCGCCAUCUUCUACGCCUCUGACUGGACUCGCAUCGGUACCAAGGGCCUCCACCGCGGCGAGCAGCCCUUCAUCGGCGCCAUCGCAGCCAUCACCGGCGUGUUUGAGUCCGUUCUCUCCAAAGCCCGCCACCCGCGGGACUACUCCAUUGCAGAGCGCAUGUCGUGGGCUGCAGCCCGUCAGACCACCCGCCCAGAGGAUUUGGCAUAUUGUCUCAUGGGCCUGUUUGGCGUACACAUACCCGUUUUAUACGGUGAAGGCCUAACCCAUGCCUUCCAGCGACUUCAGCACGAGAUCAUCCGCACCUCUCCAGAUGAAACAAUCUUCGCGUGGAGGGUCGAUCCUACACAGGAGGAAGUCGACCCCCACACGGGCGAGCGCCGCCGGAGAGCCACCCAAUCCUCCGGUCUCCUGGCCGAUUCCCCCGCGGACUUUGCCCGGUCCCGCGAUGUCCACCAGCGCGCCUUGCACAAAGCUUCUCCGUUCCGUCUCUUUAGCAUGACCAACAUGGGAUUAUCCAUCGUUGCGGAGCUCAUCCCAAUGGUGCAAGGUAGUCAGCGUGGCAGUCCCCCAUUGUUACAGACGGAGUCGCCGAGGUCCCCCCCUCCGCUGAUCAUUAUACCCAUCGGAGCGAGCGACCGGCCCCACGAUACUGCGCCGCGAUCUCGAGUCGGGCUCUACCUUGAACCUGUCCUGCACGCCUCGUCAUCGGUGGCAUCGCCCACAAUGUCGUCGCCGCUGCCGCCGUCGUCGUCGUAUUCCCAAGUUUUCUACCGCCGGGUGAAAUGUGACGAUUUCUGCUUCGCCCCGUUGUCGAUGGGUGGUGAGUUCCCCGCGGGCGAGCCGACGGAUAUUUUCGUCCUGGAGGAUGAGCAGUUUGCCGAGAUGCGAUGGGCGGAUCGGGCGGGUGGUCCCGAGGCCGGGAACUGGUCGCCUUCUAUCGGUGGACGGUUAUCAUUAUCGCCGAGUGCGUCGCCGAGGGCGUCACCCAGGUUGGGAUGA
Messenger RNA from Colletotrichum truncatum, 1431 nucleotides. Its product is annotated as het domain protein. Lineage: Eukaryota; Fungi; Ascomycota; Sordariomycetes; Glomerellales; Glomerellaceae. The record is from RefSeq and is a predicted model, not a curated record.